AAAAUUUCCUUUUUGGUCACCCGGAUUCUCCCGCCCCGAACACAGUGUGAAUAUGGUAUUUUCUGCCGUUAGGCAUUGGUUGUAAGACUGCACCAUAUUUUAUCGUAUCAGUUGGAGCCAAUCACUGCUCUAAACAAAUUCUAUCCCCUCCCUACUUUCCGCUUCCCAGGUACAAGUUUGGGCCGAGUCAAAGGGCGAGGUGGCUCAAUUCGACGUCACCACCACGUGAUCAAUCACAGUCGAUCCCCGAAGCGGCAAUGAGCGGCACCCCGGCUCUUUUUUGCUCUUCGGCAACAAAUGGGGAGGCGGGUUAUGGCUUUAUAACCAGAAUCUCGAAAAAUGGGAACCGCACUCCGAUUACCCGUAGCCCCCGUCCGUUCCCCGUAGCAUCAUGUCCUCGAUGACCGACUACUCGUCGUGGUCCCCCGCAUCGACUUCCGCAUCCGGCUUGAGCCCGCACUCUCCCGUACAUCCCGCCUCGCUUGUAGAUCCGGCCAACCACUCUUCUGCGAUCCUGGAACUUCUGGAUAUCGAGUUCACCCCUUCUGUGAUAGCAUACAUCGUCGAAUGCGUAUCUGAUACCGUCCGCUUCGCUUUGACCCGUGACUCUCCAAACCAAGACGACCAUGCGCAGCGCACCUCCAAGCUGCCCUCUUACGAGUCUCAGUUUCCCAAGUUCGUUCGCUCGGUGCUCUCCCGUGCCGAAGUCACACCUGCUACCGUACUCGUUGCCCUGGUAUAUAUCGCCAGAGCGCGUGCGCACCUUUCCAUCGCAAUCGAAGAUUGGGCUCUGGAGCGCGUAUUCUUGGGCGCGCUCAUUGUCGCGAGCAAGUUCACGCAGGACAGCACUCUGCGUAAUGUGCACUGGGCGCUGUGCACGGGUGUCUUUGGGAAGCGAGACAUCGGCCGGAUUGAGCGAGAGUUCCUCGAGGUCCUCGAUUGGGAUCUGCUUGUGAAAGAGGAGGAGAUCCUGGCGCAUUGGGAAGGAGUCAUGGGCCUUGAGACGGGUACGAUUGAGUCGGGGUUGCCUGCUGUGGCAGACAUGUCUGGUGUGAAAUCCGAGUCUUCCUCCUCCACACCAUCUACCACAUCCUCCUCUUACCGGCAUUCUCACCAUCAUCACCGCCACCCGUAUCACCACCCUCACCACCACCAUCGACAUACUGUUCCCGAGCUCGAGCCAUCGAGCCCCACCAGCACAUGCUCGUCGUCCCUACCCACACCGCACAUGACACUGUCCGUCCCCGAAACGCUGCCGGUCGAGGUGUCACUUCCGGUCCUUACCCGACAAUCGGGCAAGGAGGAACAUCAGCACCACUCCCGCUUCGGUGACUUGCUCCACGCUCUCCACCUUCCGCGGAUAGGAGGCCAUCAUGGGCACCGUAAUCGCCCGCAAGCACGUCCUAUCUCGGUUUCCGCUGCAUAGUUGCCAUCCAGCUUUGCGAAGCGGUCGAGGAGGGCACCCAACAACUUACGACUGGUUUGUCCGCUUGGGCGCAAAAGUAACCUAAUAGUAGUCCUGCAAGGCUUGUACGAUCGAUAAAUCAGAAGUGACCAAAUGUACUCUCAGUGUUAGUAGUUUGUACUACAAUAAUACUUACAUGUAGCAAGCCUGCGUGGAUCUUAUCUAAUACUCACCUGCAACAUCUUAUCCAGAUCCGUCCUUGACUCAUAUUCCGAGCCCUCGGCAUCAAUGCCGCUUCCGCGCUGACUGAAGCCCCGGAAGAGCGGAAGACAAGUCGCGAUGACUGGCUUGAUUAUGACAGGUGGUACGAUGCGACCCAGCGGAGGACAAGAGAGAAGUAGAUAGAUUGUGACUCCGUGUGACUGUCCAGCGAUUAUCACGUGCUUCACGCAAUUUCAUUUUCA
This is a messenger RNA of Mycena citricolor, 1869 nucleotides long. The record is from the annotation of a GenBank genome assembly. NCBI's taxonomy places the organism in Eukaryota, Fungi, Basidiomycota, Agaricomycetes, Agaricales, Mycenaceae.